Molecule: messenger RNA, 774 nt
Organism: Drepanopeziza brunnea f. sp. 'multigermtubi' MB_m1
Lineage: Eukaryota; Fungi; Ascomycota; Leotiomycetes; Helotiales; Drepanopezizaceae
Source: RefSeq, a predicted model, not a curated record
AUGCGCAAGAGUUCUUUAAGAGUCUCUUCACACAAGCGAGUCUUGAUUCAAGUACCUUCCGCCGCACUCUUAGCUCGUCUCGACAGCUACGCCGCCCGCAAGGCUAUUGCCGACAAACUAGACGGCGUCGACAUAACCACUAUCCUUCGUCUUAAAGCUACUCGCACGGGUUGGGCACUCACCCCGAUCAACCUCAAAGCGAAAGACCUUUUCAUCAUAGAUGAAGCUAAAAAAAAGAGGUCCGCAGCUUUAAGCUGUUCGGCUGUAGUAGCUACUCCCGGCUGGUCGACAAAAAGCAACCUAUUAAGAGGCACGACCUUGGCUGCCUCGGCUGGUAUAACCCGGCCAGGUGCACUCGGCACGCACGCUGCUCCUAUUGCGGCGAGCGAAGAGACCAGCACGACGGGCCCGACGGCAAAGACUGCACGGCACCCCUUCGCUGUGCAAACUGCUACGGCCCAGACUCUUGCUACCGGUGUCAACGCGGCUCCCCUUCGAAAAAGACGCGCCCUUGCGGUGCAAGAGCACGAGCGAGCGACCUCCUUCCAAGCCGUCUUUUCACAAUCCUUUUCUCAGUCCUUUACGCAAGCUACGAAACCUCUGCGUAGUACGGCUACGCGCAAGAACCUUAACGAAAAGACUCUAAUAGAUAGCGCCUUCUCUGCUAUAGACGAAGGAAGGGACACGCUAAUAGCGACAUCGGACUAUCACGUGGACAACACUACUAGCUCAUCUUCUUCGUUUAUAAGAGGCUCGAGCAUUGCUGCUAGCUAA